AUGGCAUCACAGACCGCCGAAUACUUGGGCGUCAGCCCACCACUGUCGACCGAACCUCCCAAGCCGCGCGAUAACGAGCUGCACGAUCAGUUGCUUGCUGAAUUGAAGGCUCAGAACAACUUUGAGUCGCCGGAGGAGACGGCAAAGAGACAAAACGUACUUGUCAAGCUGCAGAAGUUGCUCCUGCAACUUGUUCAGCGAGUCGGCAAGAAGAAAGGUCUCAAUCCAGAGCUGCUUAAGGAGGCUGGGGGCAAGAUUUUCACUUAUGGCAGCUUUCGCCUUGGAGUGUAUGGCCCGGGCUCUGAUAUCGAUACCUUGAUGCUGAGUCCAAAGCACGUCACUCGUGAGGACUUCUUCGAGUACAUGCCCGACAUGAUACGACAGGCGAUACCGGCGGAGGACAUUACUGAGCUAGUCCCUGUGCCUGGCAUCGGUGUCCCGAUCAUCAAGACUGAAAUAGAGGGCAUCUCCAUCGAUCUCAUCUGGUGUACUUUGCACAAGGAUCGAGUUCCUCCAAACCUCGAGCUUAACGACAGCGAGCUGCUUCGAGGGCUCAGCGAGACCGAUCUCAAGUGCGUCAAUGGCACUCGUGUCACGGACAGAAUUCUAUCGCUAGUACCACAGACAAGAACGUUUCGCAUUGCGCUACGUGCGGUCAAGAUGUGGGCGCAGAAGCGUGGUCUCUAUGGCAAUGUGUAUGGUUAUCCAGGCGGUGUGGCCUACGCCAUGAUGGUCGCGAGGGUCUGUCAGUUGUAUCCAAGAGCUGCCGCUUCGACCAUUGUCGCCAAAUUCUUCUGGGUUGUCAAGAACUGGCAAUGGCCCUCGCCCAUCUAUCUCCAAGCCCGUGAAAAGGGGCCUUCGCUCAAUCAGCAGGAAUGGGACCCUCAGAAGAACUUCCGCGACAAGCGACAUCUCAUGCCAGUGAUUACGCCAGCAUAUCCGGUCAUGAAUGCCACACAUACCAUCACGCGCUCGACGAAGGAGGUUCUCAUUCGCGAGCUGAAUCGUGGCCAUGAGAUCAUGGCCGAUAUCUACAGCGGCAAAAAACAGUGGCGCGACCUCCUCAUUAAGCACGAAUUCUUCACUUCGGCAUAUCAGCACUACAUUGUCAUUGUGACUGCGUCCAAAACCAAAGAUGAUCAGCAGGCUUGGGCUGGCCUCGUGACAUCACGGCUCAGAUUCAAGCUAGUUGAAGGGAUAGAGGACAGUGCUGACAAGGUCAAUCUUGUGCAGCCAUUCAAUAAAGGCAUUGAGAGGCAUCACAAGUGCAAGACUAAGGAGGAGAUUGAGAGCGUUCUGGGCGGAGGGCUCGAUGGGCUCGUGGAAAAAGCUACUACGACCGAAGAGACUGCAGACGCGAAGCAGCAAGCCGCUGCUGAAGGCGACGCUGAUGUCAUCAACGACAUGGCUGCGACAAACGAUGAUGCUGAGAGCAAGGACAAGAAGAAGGACGACAGCGAACUGGAGCUGUGGACGACCACUUUCUAUCUCGGGAUCGAGCUCCUCAAAGGGGAGAAGAACCUCGACAUCUCAUAUUCAGUCAACGACUUCAAGGGCAAUGUGCAGUUAUGGCCAGGCUACAAUCCAGAUGUGCACUCAGUGCAGAUCAAGUACUAUCGCGAUUAUCAGCUGCCACCUGACCUUUUCUCGGAAGGUGAAAAGCGACCUGUGAGGAAGAUCAAGAAAUCGAAGAAAGAAAAUUUGGAAAAGAAGCGUAGCGUCUCGAAUGCAGGCCUGGACGAGAACCAGAAUCCUGCUAAGCGCCGACAGUCUGGUCCAGUGAAUGGGACCGGCACGCCCAUUACCAACGGCGCUGCUGGUUGAAAGCCUGGUGAAGGCUUCUUCGCGUCAUUUUGGUUAGGAUGUUCUUAACCCCAGUACUCUAACAUCACUACCUAGCCCAGGAUCUUGUCGACAACCAAGCUGCGGCUCAGAAUGGCCAUUUUGACGGAAACCACGCCACUGGCCAGUUCAAUGCAGUCGCCAAGCUCUUUUCGCGGACUAUCAGCGCUCCGCGUUUGUCGAAAAGCCUGAAGCGGGGGGUACCAAUUCCUCCCGGAUGGCAGAUAACAAUAUGAUUAAGGUAAGGCGUCUCCCUCCCGUGGAGGUUAGUAAUACGAACGACGCAAUAGGGAAAAGAAAACGACAAAAAAAGAGCAUACGGGACCAGGUCAAUGGAGCGCACAGCAUCAGUCAUCCUUGUUCGGCGUCGCUCAUAUGUUGAAGCCGGAUAGAUGAAUUGAUGGAGAGGUAACAGCGCGUAGGCGGAAACUCUACUAUCGUAUUGCCUUCUUUAUGUAGGGUGGUCGAAUCAAU
Sphaerulina musiva SO2202 is the source of this 2316-nucleotide messenger RNA. Its product is annotated as Poly(A) polymerase. The transcript has 5 exons. The coding region runs from base 1 to 1824 and encodes 607 amino acids. Gene Ontology annotation, cellular component: nucleus. Gene Ontology annotation, molecular function: RNA binding; poly(A) RNA polymerase activity. NCBI's taxonomy places the organism in Eukaryota, Fungi, Ascomycota, Dothideomycetes, Mycosphaerellales, Mycosphaerellaceae. The record is from RefSeq and is a predicted model, not a curated record.